Messenger RNA from Scomber japonicus (chub mackerel), 1450 nucleotides. RefSeq names its product reticulon 4 receptor (gene rtn4r). Gene Ontology annotation, molecular function: protein binding. The transcript has 2 exons. Lineage: Eukaryota; Metazoa; Chordata; Actinopteri; Scombriformes; Scombridae. Bases 47 to 1450 code for a protein of 467 amino acids. Gene Ontology annotation, cellular component: plasma membrane. The record is from RefSeq and is a predicted model, not a curated record.
UUCGACUUGGAUUUAUACAGCUUCUAUUUUCACCCCCAUCUAAAUCAUGAAGACCGUUAUUAUUGAUGGGGGGCGACUCCUGUUUCUGGUCAUGUGGCUGAACCUUGUGCCUCAAACUGACAGCUGCCCUGCCAAGUGUGUGUGCUACAGUGAGCCCAGGCCCACUGUGGCCUGCCAACAACACGGACUGUUUUCCAUCCCUACUGAGAUCCCUGUGAGGAGCCAGCGGAUAUUCCUCCAGAGCAACAAGCUAACAGUGGUGAGAUCUACCAGCUUCAGUUCUUGCCAUAAUCUCACUGUUCUCUGGCUCUACUCUAACAACAUCAGCUACAUUGAGGCUGGAGCCUUCUAUGGCUUGGAAAAACUGGAGGAACUGGACAUUGGAGACAACAGCAACCUCCGCACCAUCAGUCCUACAGCCUUCCGAGGCUUAACUAAGCUGCAUACCCUCCACCUGCACAGGUGUGGCCUAUCAGAGCUGCCUGUUGGGGUUUUCCGAGGAAUGUUCUCCUUACAGUACCUUUACCUGCAGGACAAUAACAUUCUAACCCUGCAUGAUGACACUUUUCUGGACCUUGCCAACCUAACCUAUCUCUAUCUGCAUAACAACAAGAUCAAGAUAGUAACAGACAACAUGUUUCGAGGCUUAAUCAAUCUGGACAGGCUGCUGCUACACCAGAACCGAGUAAUUUAUGUCCAACCAAGGGCUUUUAGUGAUCUGGGUAAACUGAAAUCCCUUUUCUUGUUCUUUAACAAUCUUACUGUCCUGACGGGGGAGACUAUGGACCCGCUGGUGUCCCUCCAGUAUUUGCGUUUAAAUGGGAACCAGUGGAUCUGCGACUGUCGAGCAAGGACCUUGUGGGACUGGUUCAAACGUUUCAAAGGUUCCAGCUCUGAGUUGGAGUGCAAUGUUCCUGAGCUCCUGGCAGGAAAGGACCUGAAACGACUGAAAAGUGAAGACUUGGAGGGGUGUGUGGAAACGCCUCAAAUCCAGACCAAUCUCUUCAGCUCUAAGGCACAGUCUGGGAAAUUCCCUUCCACCGAAAAUCCUUUGGGAGACACCAUCCCUAGGUGUUGCCUCGGAGAUAACGACAAGUCCUCCAUCCUGUCUGGCAAGAGUCGCCAAAUUACCAACAACCCCCUUAAGGAAAAGGAGAACAUGUCCAAGACUAAAUAUAAAGAGCCGGAAAGAACGAAAAAUGAGACCCAGAACAAGCAGAAUGAUGGACCACUGGGAACCUUGUCCAACACCCUGGACAAGUCUUUGGAAAACCUAAACCCCGACCUUAUAGACAAUCUGGAAUCAUCUACAGCAUCAAACAAAAAGAAAAAGAAGUGCUCCAAAAAGCCCAAAUCAGAUGCCCAUUGCAUCAAAGGCCGGGGUUCUACUUUGCAAGUGCUGCGCUUUCUCCUCAUUCCCAUGAUCUGGAUAUCUCUAGCCAUGUCUUAG